Molecule: messenger RNA, 2920 nt
Organism: Oncorhynchus keta (chum salmon)
Lineage: Eukaryota; Metazoa; Chordata; Actinopteri; Salmoniformes; Salmonidae
Product: ubiquitin carboxyl-terminal hydrolase 2-like
Exons: 14
Coding region: 319-1902 (527 amino acids)
Biological process (GO): protein deubiquitination
Cellular component (GO): cytoplasm
Molecular function (GO): cysteine-type deubiquitinase activity
Source: RefSeq, a predicted model, not a curated record
AGAAGAAGAAGAAGAAGAAGAAGAAGAAGAAAUAGACCUCACCAACCUGUUACAUGCAUUCAUGCGCCGUACACUGCGCGCGAGGACAUUGCAACUUUAUCCCUAUCUUGAUUGAAAGUGGAACAUAGAAUAAAUAAUGUGCAGAUAUAGUUAAGGGCAAAAUAAAUGUUAGUUUGACAUCGACACAGAAGAUGCAUGUUUUGGACACUCCAUAAAAGUGCCUUCGAAGAUUGUUUAUAGCAACGACAUGACUACAGCAACAGUCUUGGUAUCCAUCCCUGCUGUAUCAUUCCCUGUGGCUGACCUCUCUGCUCCAGCAUGUCUCGAGUGUCCUCCACCCCCAGGUACAGCCCAAACUCCAACCCCCUGGGCUACUACAGCACUUAUGAGCCCACCAUGAGCUACCCCCGUAGGGGAUCAGAGCUUCUCCACCUCCCGUUCCCAUCUUCCAUGUGCGCCAUCUCCACCUCCAGGAACCUGGGCCUCACCAGCCCCAGCCACAACCACAGAGGGCCAGAGAGGGGGAGAGCCCAGCUACCCCUCCCCAGGAUCGAGGUCCCCCAGGCAAGUCGGCGCAGUGAAAGCUUCAGCCGAGCCCUGUGCGCCACCAACAAAUGGCGGCCGGUUGGGGAGCGUAUUAACACCAAUGGUAGUAGGGGUCUCUCGCCGACUCGUCAGGCGUACCUUAUGGUGUCCACCUCGCCCUUGUCCCGCCGGCAUCGCUUGGUCAGCCAGUCGAUCCUCACCCAGGACCUGGCCUCCAUGGGGCUGUCUGACCAGCAGCCCUGCCCUGCCAUCAGAGGACGGAGUCCAGCCAGAGCUGAUUACUAUAGCUUUCCCUACUGGGUCUCUGAGAACUCCAAGAGUCCUCAAGGCCUGGUGGGACUGAGAAACCUCGGCAACACAUGUUUCAUGAACUCAAUCCUGCAGUGUCUGAGCAACACUCCUGACCUGAGGGACUACUGUCUGAGGAACACGCACCGCACCGACCUCAACAACAACUGCAGGGCCAAGGCCGCUCUCAUGGAGGAGUUUGCCAAACUCACUCAGACCCUAUGGACGUCAGUCAGCAGCGAGGCCAUCAGUCCCUCAGACUUCAAGACCCAGAUCCAGAGAUACGCGCCCAAAUUUGUGGGAUACAAUCAGCAGGACGCUCAGGAGUUCCUGCGUUUCCUAUUGGACGGCCUCCACAACGAGGUCAACCGGGUCACAGUGCGGCCCAGGCUCCCGGCCGAGGACAUUGACCACCUCUCUGACAAUGAGAAAGGGAAGAAAAUGUGGAACAAAUACCUAGAGAGAGAGGACAGCAAAGUGGUCGAUCUGUUUGUUGGCCAGCUGAAGAGCUCUCUGACCUGCAGUGAGUGUGGUUACUGCUCCACAGUGUUCGAUCCAUUCUGGGACUUGUCACUACCCAUCGCUAAGAAAGGUUCAGGGGAGGUGAGUCUGACAGACUGCAUGCGAUUCUUCACCAAAGAAGAUGUACUGGAUGGAGAUGAAAAACCGACAUGCUGCAGGUGUAAAGCCAGAAGGAAAUGCACGAAGAAGUUCACCAUCCAGAAGUUCCCCCAGAUCCUUGUGCUUCACCUCAAGCGCUUCUCAGAGAACCGCAUCCGAACCAGUAAACUCUCUACCUAUGUCAACUUCCCCCUCAAAGAGCUGGACAUGAGGGAAUUUGCCUCAGAGAACAGCAUGAAUGCAGUGUAUGAUCUCUAUGCGGUGUCCAACCACUCUGGGAACACACUGGGUGGCCACUACACAGCCUACUGCAGGAACCCAGCCCUGGGGGGGUGGUACAGCUACAAUGACUCCAGGGUGAGCCCCAUGUCGUCCAGCCAGGUCCGCAGCAGUGAUGCCUACGUGCUCUUCUACGAGCUGGCCUCCUCGUCUCAUUCACGCCUGUGAAGCUACAUGUCAUGGACAUAUAGGCUACGUAAAGCCUGGCACCCUGGUCAUACGGCUAAUAUAUGGACUACAUAGAUCUACACAGCGCCUGGAUCCUAUGCAACGAGCCUAAAAAGCCUGUGCCUGGUCUGAUAGUUGACUUUUGAGCCUUGCUCUGUAUAUAUGUAUACAGUAGCCCUUGGCACCAUGGAUUCAGCUACAACACAUAGGCUGCACUGCCAGGAUACAGAUAUUGAGUUGAGGUUCAACCAUAGCGGUUCUCCCGGGGACGUUGGGAAGAGUGGGUGUGUGCGUGCGCAGUCGCCAUGCCGACGGUGAAAAUAUUUUUGUAUAUUUUUUUGAUGCACUACAACGAGGUCUCUAAGACCCUAAGCCGGAUUUUCGUCAUUCACUUCAAGGUCACCACUGAGACAUGAAAGAUUAUCACUUGACCUUCCGUUCUGUAAAUGAUUCUAUUUAAACAAACGUCACCAUAUUUGUGACUUUAGAGAUGGAUGACUGUCUAGCACCAUCUGGGGUAGAGCGAGGUCAGUGUUUGUAUGUACAGUUGUAAAAGGCUUAAACAUAACUAGGAAUGACUUCAAACAGUAUUUGACCUGGGUUCCUAUACUAUUUCCUAUACUAUUUGAAACUCUUUCUACUUUGAGGUAUUGCUUAAGCCUGCCUGGGGUGCCAGGCUUGCAGGGUUUGCAGAGCACGUUUGUGACUUCAUUUGUUCCAUUGCAACAGGAGAGCUUAAUAAAGCACAGCUAAAGUAUUUGUAAUGAUUUUAAAUAGUAUUUGAACCCAGGGUCAUAUUUAUUAGUGUAAAUAAUAAAGAUGGGUUUUUUGCUACAAAAACUAGAGUUUGUUAUUAGACAAAUUCGGCUAAUCCCUAACCCAUUUGGUCUGCAUUUGUCCGUUUGGUGUCUACGACCCUGAUCUGUUCAAAACAAGGACUCAAAAUGGUGUAAUUUUCUAUCUGAUAUUCAAACACACCUGUACAGUAAAUGGCUUUGAUUAAAAUAGUAAUCUUCUC